AUGACACACUCUUCUCUUUUCUCACCUAAUAACCAUGUCCGACAUUCUCAUUACCUUCAACCUGAGUCUCUCACUUCAGCACCACCUUCAAGCUUUGGAAGAAAGGGUGGCUUUUUGAAGAAGAUCCCGUCUGUCUUGUUCAACAAGGAGAAGACUCCCAUCAAAGAAAAGUCAAGUAAAGGGAAACUUCACAUAUUCGCAGAUUCACCUCCAAAAUACAUUGAGAAAUAUUCUACCCAAGAUACCCAACCUACAAUUACAGUUGGCCACAAUCAAGAUAAAAAGACCAAGAAACCUAGAAAAGCGCUUGCAGACUUGUUUGGUUGGGGAAAUCAUCAUCAUACUAUAGCCCAAGCUCCAUCACCUGUAUCCCAACCCAUGAAAUCUGCUCCUGCCAAGCCUAUGGAAUCCGUCCAUCCCCCAUCAGUACCACCAAAAGAUUAUCCAACGAUGCUGAAAAAACUCAACAGACCACCUUCUACUAAGUCAAACAACUCACAAUUUAGUUCUCUCCGCCCUCCGAUGCAACCUCCAUUAGCAGCUAGGUCCUCUAUAGGUGAUGAUCCUUUCGUGAGGAAUGGCCGAGGUGCGGAAGUUGUGGAUCACUUCUUAAGACAUACGGCUGAGACUCCAUCAGCUAAAAGCAUCGCUCUUGAUAGACGAGCAAGCGUGUCUUCUAGUAAAGCUCUUUCUUGCAAGACUUCAUCGAGCGAUAUAUACAGCACAAAGGGCAUUGUGGAUGGGAAUCCAUCAAUAUCGCAAUCCCCAAGCUCUAUUGAAAAACGUCCGGUCCCGGCCCCUUUGAGUCAGACAUCUCUCACAAAUCUCCCUCCUCGAUCGGCCUCUCUUGGGAAGCUCUUGGGAAGCUCCGUUGCAGCUCCUUUAUCUCAGCUUCCAGAAUCACCGAUUGAAUCUGAGGAGCCUAUCAAAAUUCUCAAAAAAGAAAAGACCAAAUCUAGAGUCUGGGGCCUAUUGGGUGGAAACAAGUCUAAGAAAGAUAAGGUAAAAACCGAUACUCAAUUACCUGCUCUACUAGAGAAGGAUCCCUGGGCUGCUCCUGCAGAUCAUCCCGCUACUUGGUCAUUGUCCACUCAAAUUGAUAACAAAUAUGCUGCAGCAACUGUCAAGUCCAAUGUCAGUUCUAUGCAAUCAAUCAAGCGACCCCCUUUGCUCCACAUCUCAGCACCUUCUAUGGAUUGCCCUUCUCAGCUAUCACCGCCUACCUCCUCUACUGCAUAUGUUUCUCAUUCUGCUACGAGAUCUACCUUUGAGGAUCAUGAGGAUGCGCCCCAAAGUACUCCUUCCAAACAUCCGUUGAAUUCCGGAGGAGGGGGUGUAUGGGAAAGCGUGAUUGGAACUAGUAUGACUAGCGCGUCCCAUGAAGACCCCUGUCAUGCCAUUGAAGCCUUAAUGGGUCCUUCUAGACUUCCCAAACGAAAGAGCCUGACUGGUCUUUUCGGUCUCCCCAUCAGGAGAAGUAUCGAAAGGAUCAAGCCUUCUUCUGCGCCUCGAGCACCUUCAGCCUCUUUCCACCGAGUCAGCGCGUCUCCGCCCCGUGUCACGGUGGAACCUACACUUCGAUCACUAGCAGAAGAGAUAGAAGAAGCGUCGAAUCCCUUCAGUAUGGCUGUUGUGCCGUCAAGUAGCUUUACAAGCCGAUUUGGUCUCCAUUCGAAAUCAGUGGAGAGGAGGGCAGAAAUUCUACCUCGAGAUCCCACCGAUAAGCUUCUCAAUCUCGUCUCAUGUCUCGACUUUUCCCCCGGUUCAAGCGCUAGUCCUACUCUCCAUCACAAGGGAUCCUACAACUCUAUUCAUCAAGGACUCAAUGGUAGUCCUACACCCGUACGACGCUUACGAUCCGCUAUGCUUUCAACACAAAGCAGCGGAAGUUCCCUCAGGCCUCCAGCAGGUAAUGUCAGCCCUCUCAAAGUUGCCCUCUGUCGAGCUCAAGCAGCUAUUAAUCAUAAAGCAGAUGUUCCCGUCUCUCCACCUAGAGACAGUAUGGUUCGAAAAGGUAUGCGUAACAUCUUUGCGCCUGCUUCACCUGCUCCUCCCAUACAUGGUAAACCUACCAGACAGGUCAGCAAGCCCCCUGCGGCAAAAGACCUGGAUGAAGGGGUAGGCAUGGGUCACACUAUGGGUCCAAAUUUCGUCCAAGAUCGAGCUCAGUCCAUCGAGGGAAGCGUCGCUUCUGAUAUUCCUGCGGACCUCAAGGCUUUGAUCAACAUCACUGGUGAUGAUGUCCCCUCGUCCUUCACCCUUGGUCUUCCUGUGCCACCACCCCAAAACCGAACUGCCCCUCGUCGACCUGGGCCUGCUCCUCCCGCGUUAUCACUGCCUCCGGUACCCGAUAUGCCGCUUUCUGGUCGAGAUCUGCCUGCUAACCUGGCGCAGAGCUUCCUGUCCAACGAGAUAUCAGACUCAGUACCGGACGAUAUGCUCUCAUGUGGUAACAGUGACAACCGGAACUCAUUCGACUUUACGAGCGAAUACGCCUCUCUUGAACUAGGCACUCGAAGAGCAUCGUUUGUCGAAGCUUUGUCAAAGGUCAGCAGCGUACAAAUUGUUUUUCCUUCAUCAUCGCCUCCGGUCUCUGUACCACGUGAAAUGGUCUUUCAUGGCGAGACGGAUAUGGUUCCUUCCUUACAUGUCUCCAAGCCAUCAGACAGUACGUCGGUGCACGGGGAUUCUGAUGAUGAGGAUGAUGAAGAAGACGACCAUGAUGAUGAAACCUUUGAUGUGGAGAUUGGUCAUGUAGUUGGUUUCGCCAAAACUUCUCCUGUUCGAAGAGAACCUUUCAGAGGUCAAUUUGCUUUUCAACAACACGUGGCUGCUAUGCCUCAUCAAGAUGAUCAUCCUUCCCUUGGCGUUCCAGAACCCGCCCUUGCUGUUCCUGAUUUCCCUCCUCCUGCUCGUCGAGGUCAUCAUAAUCGUGGAGAAUCGGGACUCAGUAUCGCUACCAUGUCCAGUAUCGGAUCUGUCAUUGGUGCUGGGAAGGAGAGAGAGUAUACCAACUACUUUGACGUCAACUUCACCAAUCAUCAAACAAGCAUCGAGUCUCAACAAGGCUCUGAUGAGCAUGAUCCUUGCAGGGUGACAUCGCAUAGCUCUGUAUCGAGCACGAACGCGAGCCCAGUUGAAUACUCUAAUGUCAGGUCUACAACCCGGAGAGGACACCAUCAGCGAAACUCUUCCAUAGUAUCCAUUGAUUCUCUCAGCGAGAUUCUUGGACAUACACAUUCUGUUGGUCCUCCAGUCAGCCUUCGCAACGGCCGCCGGACCUCUUACGGAUACAUCAGUCGACAUCGUCGUAAUGGUUCUAGUGAUAGUACCUUUGGCCGACCCGACUGGGCUGCCCAUCGACGCAAUUCUUCAUCUGCUUCGACAAACUCCAAUAGAUCUGUCUCUCAAAUUGUACGACCGGGCCUCGGUGACAGGAUGUUCCAGCUUGACGGCGGUGUUCAGCUCACAUCGAUCACCGGCUCUCCGCCUGAUGGGCCUUUGGGAACAAGGCAAACAUCUCAUCGUCGUCAAACCUCUUGGGAUAGCUUGUUCGACGGUACUCGCAGUAGAAUUGAGGAUUCCCUUUUCGAUGAUGCUCAACAAUCUCGAGAUUCCAUGUUCGACUCCGAUACUUCCUUCAAUCGGUCAUCGACUGAGGCAGAAUCGCUCUUUGGACCUGAUCAGUCCUCCCCCAGAAAAGAUUUCUUCCUCAAAGGGCUUCGACCAGUUUCCACCAUUAGCACCAAUACCAGUGAAUCCCACCGGGAUGACACCUUCCAACACGUGCAAAAAUAUAUGCAGAACGUUAUUACCACUCCGGUCAAAGCUAUGGUCAAGGAAAUCGAAGCUUUCUUGCAGGGCGAUGGUGAGGACAUGUCUAAGAUGACUCCUCUCGGAAAAGGCAAGGAAGAACAUAUCAUUGGACGACAAAUGCUUGGUUGUCCCAUGUCUCGACCUCAAAAGCCAGGACGAAGGAGACCAGCUCAGUUGAUCAUCACCGAGCCUCCACUCGAUACACCCGGUCUUACGUCACCUUCUGCCUCCGAAACUUCCAGUCGAAUCUCGCUUGAUACGGAUGCUGCUUCCAUCUCCCUUGGUCGCAGGAUCAGACCUAGUGGCGCUGGACACUAUCGACAAAAGUCAUCUGCUGGGGUCAAGGUCGACGCUACAAUUCACGAAAUGCCAUCUGCGGCCACUCUUCGGGGAAGCAAAACACCCUCAAGUCCACAAGCUAACCGUAUCGCUUCGAGGGAGCCAACCAUCGUGGGUAUUGAUAAUCUGGGUGAAGGAGUAGACUUUGAUCGUAUGCGAUCAGUCAGAAAUUGGGUCGAGUGGGAAAGAGAGGCCGUUGACGAGUUUAGAAAGACCAAGCACUGUUGGAGAGAUAGUGAAGAAUCCAAACAUGCCGUCGAAGAUUGGAAGAUGCCUACCACCACCAAGGAGAUUGCCGCUUUCCUUGCUCAAUCAUCACAAGCUUACAAACCUCUGGAUCAGUUGCCGAUUGGUAAGAUUGCUCAUCGACGCAAAUCUUCACUCAGCGAAUCGAGGUUUUUACGUUCUCCUUACGGAUUACCAUUACCCAAACCCGAGAAUCCUAUCAAAAAGCCUAAAAUGUCAUUAACGACUAAAUAUGAAAAAAAGAAUUCGACCUCGUCGACAAUUUCAUCGUCCUCAGCAUUCGCAUUCGCCUUCCCACUCCAUGAUGACGUUCCCGAAGCACCAUCCGCACCUCCUCUUUCAGCUGCUUUCGCUCAAUUUUCAGGAAGUACUCCACCUCCUUUGGCAACCUUCAGACCUACUACUGUUAUCUCUGAGGUCUCAGAUAUCUUCGGUGUCAGAAAACAUCUCGAAGUUCUGGAUGUCACGGAGCAGACUGAAGGUGACAAGAAGAGGAAUCGAGUGACUUCAUCAGCUCGAAGAGAAGCUUUAGGCUGGGGUAGAAGAAGGAAUUCAGACGGUCCUGAGAAGACUAUUGGCCUAGGUUACAGAUCAAGGGAAAGGGAUAAUAUACCUCCUAUGCCUAAUACAGCAAUCCCAUCUGAGGUACAUUCAAAGACCUCUCAACAGAAUAAAGGAAAAUUCAACAAGAAUAAGAGCAAAGAGAAGAAAUUGAAUAUCUUCUCCGAUAAGAAUGAUAUCGCUCGUCCUGCUUUGAUGCCUUUCAAAGGACAAGAGAAUUUGAAUUCUCAACCGUCAAAAUCCAAAACGAAAUCUCCGAUGAAAAAGAGAGGCUUGAGACAGGCUGUUAGUCAACCUCGUACGUUGAGGGUAUAG
Messenger RNA from Kwoniella shivajii, 5277 nucleotides. RefSeq lists its product as uncharacterized. Bases 1 to 5277 code for a protein of 1758 amino acids. The record is from RefSeq and is a predicted model, not a curated record. NCBI's taxonomy places the organism in Eukaryota, Fungi, Basidiomycota, Tremellomycetes, Tremellales, Cryptococcaceae. The transcript has 7 exons.